Messenger RNA from Camelina sativa (false flax), 1430 nucleotides. RefSeq lists its product as uncharacterized. Lineage: Eukaryota; Viridiplantae; Streptophyta; Magnoliopsida; Brassicales; Brassicaceae. The record is from RefSeq and is a predicted model, not a curated record.
UCUCUCUUUCUUACAGUUUUUUUUUUUUUUUUUUUUUUUGGCUUCUCGCAAUCUGUUGCCAUCAAUCACAGAUAUCUUCAGCUUCUUCUUCUUCUCUCUGGAUUUCUAAACAUUCUUCUUCUUCUUUUCUCAUCAUAUCGCUUCUUUUAACUAAAACAACACUUCUUCACUCUCUUAUCGGAAUGGAUCUAUGGACCCUUGACGUUGCGAUCCGAAACCCUCUCUUCUCCUCUUCCCUUAAAUCAUUACCGAUCCCUGAGAAAUCAUCAUCAUCUAUUUCCGGGAAACUCGGUGAAUUCGACUUUAGGUUCCUGAAGCGUAAUUAUAAGGUUUCUUCUUCUCCGUAUCGUUCUUUGGUUGUUAGAGCUACCUCUAAGAAGAGUAACGACGAUUCUUCUCCUUCUUCUGGAGAUGCUUCUCAGGAGAACAAGUCUUCUUAUAAUGGAAGCAAAUCAGGCGACUCCGCGGCUGCGAAAUCGUUUGGUUUAAGUACGGAUUGGAGAGAGUUCAGAGCAAACUUGUUUAUGAAAGAACAGGAAGAAAAGGCUGAAGCUGAGGGUCAUAAAGCAGCUACAAUAUCUCAUGAAUCGGAACAGAUAGGCUUGAAAUGGGCACAUCCGAUUCCUUUUCCUGAGACUGGUUGUGUUCUAGUUGCUACAGAGAAGCUAGAUGGUUAUAGAACAUUUGCGAGAACUGUUGUGCUUCUUCUUAGAGCAGGAACUAGACAUCCACAAGAAGGACCGUUUGGAGUUGUUAUCAACCGUCCCCUUCACAAAAACAUCAAACACAUGAAAUCGACUAAAACCGAACUCGCUACCACGUUUUCAGAAUGUUCCUUGUACUUUGGUGGACCUCUUGAAGCAAGCAUGUUUCUUUUGAAAACUGGCGAUAAAACCAAGAUACCUGGUUUUGAACAAGUCAUGCCUGGCUUAAACUUUGGUACUCGGAACAGCUUAGAUGAAGCUGCAGUACUUGUAAAGAAGGGAGUUCUUAAGCCACAUGACUUUAGAUUCUUUGUUGGUUAUGCCGGUUGGCAGCUAGAUCAGCUCAGAGAAGAGAUCGAAUCAGAUUACUGGCAUGUUGCUGCGUGCAGCUCAGAUUUAAUAUGCGGGGCUUCGUCGGAAAACUUGUGGGAAGAGAUUUUACAGUUAAUGGGCGGUCAAUACUCCGAGCUUAGCCGGAAACCCAAGCUCGAUAUCUAGACUUUUAUGAAUUUGAUGCUAGUUUUCUAAGAGAACUUGAGGUUUCUAUAGCUUAUAUAUAUAUUUUCUCUAUUAAGCCAAUUUGUAUAGCUUACUUCAUUGGCUUGUAUGUGAGAAUAAUGCACUUCUAUGCAAUUUAUAAAGAUUUGCUUUCUCUAAACCCCUAUUAUGUAUUCUGCUAAUAGCUAAAGAACAUCUAUAUCUAAUAAAUUGAAGCAGUUUGUUCUA